Molecule: messenger RNA, 1114 nt
Organism: Fopius arisanus
Lineage: Eukaryota; Metazoa; Arthropoda; Insecta; Hymenoptera; Braconidae
Exons: 6
Coding region: 1-957 (318 amino acids)
Molecular function (GO): 2-oxoglutarate-dependent dioxygenase activity
Source: RefSeq, a predicted model, not a curated record
AUGACGGAAAAAUCGGACCGAGUGGAUCACCAGAGGCAGGUGGAAACCGCGAGGAAGGAUAUUCUGGUGAUUCUCGAAAGAAUUCAAGGGCAGGGGUUGAUCUCCAGGUGCACCAAGCUCUGGCGUGCCUCAUCAUUACUCUGUGCCCCCAGGAAGUUUCGACUGGCUGGCAGGCAUCUCCUGUGUCUGGGGCUUCUCUUCUACCUCAGUUAUUACCUCGCUGGGGAUUAUUUUCUCGCUCAUCAGCAUCAGAAGUGUCUAGUCGGGACUCCCAAUGUGUUUCAAAGGAUUUUCCGCCCCGCCGAGGACUGCUCCGUCUGUCAGGACGUUCAACAGGUUGAAAAACUCGCGGACGUUGAGCUCGAAGUUUUUGAAGAGCGUUACGCGUAUUCAGGACGACCCGUGGUGAUUACCGAUGCAACGAACGAUUGGUCCGCAAUGAAAGUUUUCUCAUUCGCCUUCUUCAAGUCGCUUUACGAAGAUCAAGACGCCAAUUGUCAGUUUUUUCCGUAUAAAACUGGCUUUCACAAUUUGCGGGAGGUUUUCAAUAUGACGGAGGAUCGAGCGACACUCAGGCCAGGAAGCCAGCCAUGGUAUGUUGGAUGGAGCAAUUGUGAUGAAAACAUCGGGACAGUACUCCGCCAACACUACCAUCGCCCUUACUUCCUUCCACCUCUGGCCGAGAGUGAGAAGACUGAUUGGAUUUUCAUGGGAAGUUCCGGUUACGGGGCCCCGAUGCACGUCGAUGAUGUAGAGCACGCGUCAUGGCAGGCGCAAAUACAGGGAUCGAAGUUAUGGAUUCUGGAACCACCCAGAGAGUGUCAUUACACGUGCACCCGAGUUGAAGUCAUUGUCAAUCCCGGAGAGAUAAUAAUUCUGGACACAAAUCGAUGGUACCACCAAACCCGAAUAAUUUCUGAGGAGCUAAGCAUAACAAUCGGCGCAGAAUACGACUAGAUCCCCUACACUAUCAGGAAAUUACUCUUUAAAUAUCCGGAAAAAAUUUAAUCAAAUUCUAUUAAUUCAAUGUGAUCCAACCCUACGAGAUUUUCAACGUUAAAAAUAUUCAUGUAAUAAUUUUCCUGAAUUGUCAACGUCCUGAAAACUCACGUAA